AAAUUUAGGGGUAAACCUAUACUUUUCUGAAACUUGAAACAGCGGGGAAUGAAUGGGUAGAGAAGAUUCAUCGCUUUGUUGGGUUAACUGAGUAUGAUUUUGUGAUGGAAGUGCAGCUAAGGCAGACACCACCACACUUCCUUCUUCCGCUAUUCCAAUCAAAACCCAACUUCCCAAUCCCAUCUCACAGGUUGUCCGAAAGUUUGUUUUUUAAAUCUUGGGCAAACAGUACAGGAUUUCUUAAGAAACAUUUAAGAGGCUCAGUUGAGAAAUGGAGAUUCCAUAUUCAGGAGAUGUCAGAGGGUCAAUGCUCAGCCAAGCAUUACUUGGUUCAUGUUGUCAAAAGGGGUGAAACUUUGAGUUCAAUUUCGAAGCAGCAUGGAGUUUCUAUGUAUGAAAUUGCUGCAGCUAAUAGGAACAUAGUGGAUGUUGACCUUGUUUUUGAAGGUCAGCAGCUUAACAUUCCUUCAGCAUCCACAUUAAUUCAAGCGGUUGGGAGAAGUUGGUCAGCUUACUUUAGAUUACCUAAAAAGGAUCAUUUCUCUUUGAAUAUCUUGAAUGGAGUAUUGGACCAGAAGAAUUUAAGUGUGCUAUAUUAUCGGUGUACGCCUCAUGGUUUUCCAUCAUAUUAUCAGGCUAGAACUGUUUGUGGUUUUCUAGUUCUGGCGCCACUUAUGGCAUUUUGUGUCAAAUGCAUAAUUAGUGCCUUUCACACCAGAGUUUUUGGAGAGUUGAGACACAAAGCUGUGAAUGAAUCAGUUUUAAAGAAUCAUAGGUCCAGAGGUGAGCGAUGGAGAUAUGCUCUUGGUGAUGCAUGGGAACCCGAAAAGUUAGAUACUGAGUCAAUUUUGGAUUCCACUGAUCAAUCUGAAGAUCUGGUUGAAAUUUCUUUUGAAGAGUCAUCUCAUGAUUACAGAAAACUUGAACAAGAUUAUCAAGAAUUUCUAACAAAGUGUGGAAUGAGCAAUUGGGGGUAUUGGCGUGGUGGUUCAACAAGGUGAACCCUUAUUUUGGUUUCCUUGAGCAAACCAUUAAAUUAGAUUAGAUUAGAUCCCUCUUCUUUUUUCUUGUUCUUGUUAUGUUUUUCUUUAUCUGGUUUCCCUUUCCUUUUCGAGUAAAAAAAUAAGUCCCCUCAUUAGAAAUUUGUACAGAAUUAGCUUGUGUAGAUGCUUAUUUAUUGGCUCCAAGAUAGUGGGAAUAGAUUGGAAUUUUAACCAUUACUAGAAUUGAAAUGAAAAUGAAUGUUAAUUGGGAUUUGAAA
Messenger RNA from Cannabis sativa, 1261 nucleotides. RefSeq lists its product as uncharacterized. The transcript has 7 exons. NCBI's taxonomy places the organism in Eukaryota, Viridiplantae, Streptophyta, Magnoliopsida, Rosales, Cannabaceae. The coding region runs from base 105 to 1001 and encodes 298 amino acids. The record is from RefSeq and is a predicted model, not a curated record.